AUGGUCCCCACAGUCAUCAACAUCGAAGGUUGUGCAACCAUCAGCACGGUUGCCGAGCGCGCUACUCUCCUCGUCGGCGUCUUCGACUCUGGAUAUGACAAGGACUCAGUCUCCAAGAACGUGGUGAAUACGGUCAACAGCCUGCAGGCAGAGCUCGACCUACUCUGCCCUCGUCUUGAGAAUGGAGACAUCUCACCCGAAGCUCCUGUCAGCUUCUUCUCGAUCUCGAGCCUAACCACGUCAAGCCGCGAGGAGCGCGCCGAGGAUGACCAGGGCCGCUUAGCUCGACGGACGGGCAAGGACAUCUAUACGACCAAUACCAACUUGGACAUCCGGUUCCGAGACUUCGGCAAACUCGGCCAAAUGGUGGUGCAGCUCUCCUCCACACCGUUGGUCCAGGUCAAGGGCGUCACAUGGAAACUGACCGAGGAGAAGCGAACCGCGCUGCAGGACCAAGUCAGGAUGGACGCCCUCCGCCGCGCGAUCCAACGAGCACAGAGCUACGCGCAGAUUAUCGGCCGCAGUAACACCGUCACGCCGGUCAAGAUCCAGGACCAUCCAGAGUCCCAGCCGACAGGUCGGGCCAAGCAGAGGGUUCGCAUGCAAAUGGCCGCGUCUCCAGCCUUGAGUUUGGGCGGCGGUAUCGACUUUGAGCCGCAGCUGAUCGAGGUCAGCGCCAAACUGGACGUUGAGUUCCAUGCAGAAUAG
Capronia epimyces CBS 606.96 is the source of this 708-nucleotide messenger RNA. RefSeq lists its product as uncharacterized. Gene Ontology annotation, biological process: DNA damage response. NCBI's taxonomy places the organism in Eukaryota, Fungi, Ascomycota, Eurotiomycetes, Chaetothyriales, Herpotrichiellaceae. The record is from RefSeq and is a predicted model, not a curated record. The transcript has a single exon. Gene Ontology annotation, cellular component: external side of plasma membrane. The coding region runs from base 1 to 708 and encodes 235 amino acids.